UGCGGGGACUGCCGGGUGUGGACUAGGCAUGCGCAGUGCGCCCGCAUACCUGACUGUGAGCGCCUCCACUCACUUGUGUAUUGUUGACGGCAGAGUGGGAGUGUGGCGGGGCUGGUGUCGUGAGUGCUGUGAGACUUGCGCAGUAUGAACAGGUGCAGGCCGAUGUCGUAGCCUUUCUCACGGUGCAGUGUGUAAGUGCCACCUUGGCGCACUGCUUCUUGAUUCUGUGACGUUCUUAGUUGUAGUAAAUCAUGAGGAUGGCUAAGCGGGGCGGGGCAGACCCGACACCCAUCUGUCGCUGUCGAGUGCUGUACCUUGGGUCCUCCGUGCCCCAGGUGACCAAGGAUGGCCUCCAGGGCAUCCAAGAGCCUCUCAGGGAGCUGUAUCCUGCGGAGGGUGCCGUUAGUGCCCGUGGCAUCGACUCCUGGCUCUCCGUGUGGUCCAACGGGAUGUUGCUUGAGAACGUCGAUGAGAACCAGAAGAAGGUGACCCGCUUCUUCCCCAUUGAGUCAUUGCAUUACUGUGCGGCGGUGAGGUAUGUGGUGGUGGCUGGGGGGGAGGGCGCCGCCGUGCCCAGAUUCCUGCCCCUCGACUCACCCUUCGCCCGCAACCCGAACAUCAAUCACCCGCCGCUCUUCGCUUGUAUCAUGCGCCGCACCUCAGGUAUCAAGGUGCUCGAGUGCCAUGCCUUCAUAUGUAAGCGUGAAACGCCAGCCAACGCCUUGGUGCGUUGCUGCUUCCACGCCUACGCCGAUUCUAUGUACGCCCGCAGCCUGGAGGGCGGCGGCACCAGCCAGUACGACUCAGUGUACGGCGGGCGGAUCACUGAAGAGCGGGUCAUCGAGAUCGAAGACCUAGGCAGCGGCACUUCGGAGAUCAUCCCAGCCUCGCUCUCGCUGGGUUCUUCCCCGACCCAAGAUGCACCCGCCUCCCCCACCUCUCAGGGCUCUCCAGGCGACGAGGUCUCCAUCUAUAACGGCGACGAAAACCACAAGGUUUGGGCGGGGCCAUCCAAGACAGAGACCGAACUCAUAUAUUCUGACUAUUCCGGAACAAUGAGGUCCGCCCGCUCUACCUCCUCCCUGUAUGGCACCGCCGGGGGCACGCGGCCCCAGCGGCCACGCCAGAUGAUGAUGCCGCCCGUGGCUCCGCCCCCCAUGCCGGAGAGUGAAAAAGAGAAAAAGGGCAAGAAAGAAAUUAAGUACAAGGGUCGCCGGGAGGAGGACGAGAUAAGUCGAGUAAGCAACGGGGCGGGACCUCCACGCCCCGCCAGCGUGAUGAACGGCGGCGGGCGGCACCACCACAACGGCAGCCUCCCGCGGCAGCUCAACGGGCACGGCUCACCACCCAAGGCCAAGGGAAAAUUCCGCUUUAUGCAGGGCACCAGCAGCCUCUCUGAGAGGAAGAGUAAGGGCAUGCGCGGCCCUCCACCCUUCGUCCUGGUCCAGGGUCCCCCAGGGCCACAGCCUCCUCCUCAGGCCAUGCACGGACCUCAUGUCCCGCAUGGUCCUCCGAUGGGGCCACCCAUGGUGCCUCCACACAUGGGUCACCAUCCCCCGCCCAUGCCUCCCCCACACAUGAUCCCCAUGCAAGGUCCUCCUCCCCCUCACAUGGUGCCUCCGCCAGGCAUGCCACCCCACGCCAUGAUGCCGCCUCCUGGACCCAUGGGCCCCUACGGACCCCCAGGGCCCUACGGUCCUCCCGGGCGCCGGCCGCCGUCCCGCGUGCUGGAGGAGCCCAUCUACAUGCCGUCCAACCGGCCUCUGAGCCCCACGGCCUCGUACCAGCCGGGCCACUUCCCGCACGAACAAUACCUGAUGGAGCAGUACGCCACCACCGGACGCCCCAAGCACCGGAAGAAGAAAAAGAGCGGCGGCAAGAAGGAUGGCGACGAGGAUAUAUACGGCAAGAAGGGACACCUCAACGAGCGAGCCUUUUCCUAUAGUAUUCGCGAGGAACACCGAUCUCGCUCGUAUGGGUCCCUGGCUGGGCUGGGCGAGGACACCAUGACCAAGAAGGACCGGGAAAUCAUGCAGAUGGUGGCCGACCUGGACCUGAGCGGCGACGAGCUGGAGAGGGUAGAGCCACGGCCUGGCGUUUACCGCCCGCCGCAUCCUGAUAGAAUUUCAGCCUCGGGCACCAUCAACUCCAGAAUCUCCCGAGCCUCUAGGCGGUAGACUGGUCACAGAUCGAGCCCAGCGUCUCCAUCACCGCCACCGCCGCCGCCUCCACCACCUCCCUGGCUGCCACCCUUGGUCAACUUUUGGUCCUGGUCUUCGCCGCCCUGACUUCAUUUUUUUUCUUACGAUAGUCGCUGUGAGAUAGCUGCGAAGGAAAACUGUAUUAUCAUUAUUAUUAUUACUAUCAUUAUUAUUAUUAUUAUUAUUAUUAUUAUUAUUAUUAUUAUUAUUAUUAUUAUUAUCAUCACCCAUCAAUUCGAGAUACGGAGGGAAGAGAAAAUGGAAGAAUGGGGAUGGAGGGGUUGUGAGGUGGAAAGAUAUGUGUGUAAGAGGGAAGAAGAGGAGGGAGGGGAGAGGAGAGCAACUCAUUUUGCUGCCCUCUUCCAUAUCAUUUUUCUUGUUCCUUCCCCUGAGAGAGAGAGAGAGAGAGAGAGAGAGAGAGAGAGAGAGAGAGAGAGAGAGAGAGAGAGUAUUGUGCUCAGCUUGUGUGGCGAUCAAAGUACAUGUGCCAUGGCGGGUCACGCGAUGUAGUAGUAGGCCUAAACAAUGUGUCAAGAUUAACUAGGCGAACAGGCUCCACCUCCUCCAACCAAGCGACCAAUCGUAUGCGUGUUCCCCCCAGCAGCCACCAAUAGCACGCGUCUGACGGAGGGAAAUGGGUGGAGCUUAUUCUGUUGUUAACCAAUGGUGUCUCUUAGAAGGGGGAAGGAGGGCGGGGCUUCUCCAUUAUGUUGCUAUGACUUUUGUAUCAACUAUAAUAUUUAAUACUCACUGUAACCCCAUCACGCAGAUAUUUUGUAGGGAGAAGUUGAUCAACUGACAGUUUAUUUCCCAGGCGGCCUAUCAUAUUAUUAUUAUUAUUAUUAUUAUUAUAAUUAUUAUUAUUAUUAUUAUCAUUGUCAUUAUCAUUACUGUCACAGAGAGAGAGGUCUGUAUUUCUCUUGUAAUAUUCUCAUGGAGAAACCAUGGAAAAAUAUUUUUUACAUUUCCAUUACAUCCACGGCGAGAAACAAGCCUUUAGACAGGAGAACAUGGUCUUUAGACAGAAGUGUCUGUUUAGCAUUCCGUCUAUAGGCAGGAUUUGGCGGGUCUCUCUCUCUCUCUCUCUCUCUCUCUCUCUCUCUCUCUCUCUCUUUAAUCCCGCCUCUCCAUCUCUUAUCACAGCGAAUACGAUAAAUGUUUUCUUUAAGUUGUAUAUUUAUUACAUUAUCUCACAUAUCUUAGCACUGUCUUACCUCGAAUGUUAGAGAAACAGCCUUGUGUUUCAGAUGUACAUAAAAAGUAUAAAGUUUCUGUAUGUGUCUGUGAAUACGUAUAUGUUUACGAAGGAUUAUUUUAACCCUGUGUGUGUGUGUGUGUGUGUGUGUGUGUGUGUGUGUGUGUGUGUGUCAACAGCUCAGUUACUCCUCGGACACUCGUUGAUUUAUAACACAUUUUUAAUUAAGCAUAAAUGAGGCAGCGCUUGAUGGUCAGGUCUUCCCGUGUGAUGUAUUAUAAAUUAGACGGUGAGCACCUCUCUCUAUACAUACAUACCAUAUUAUUUUUAUAUGUGCGACCGUGUACGUGUGUGUGUGUGUGUGUGUGUGUGUGUGUGUGUGUGUGUGCUGCACCUUUGGCGUGCUAGGGUUUGUUCGCCAAUUUCUACGUAGUAUACCUAUCAACACUUAGACAUACCUAAAAAAAUAUACUUGGAAAAAUCAAUCUGUGGUAUGGAUAUUGAUUAUUGUUCAAGAAAAGAAAGUUAUAUCAAUCGCUUUAAUACCAAUAGUUCACUUUCAUACCUCAGCUGAAUAAUUAUUUUCCAGGAGGGAUAUUUUUUCCUUAUUGAGGGUUAAGAAUACUGAUUACAAUGGUACUUACAAACUGGCGAACAAUUCCUGCCACAGAAGGUACGGUGCUAACUCACGAUGAGCCCAUGGGCCUCCUCUUCCUCCGCCCCUCCCACUCCUAUGCCAAUAACGUCUCCCCCGAGCAGCCAGCCACACCCUCACACGCUUGCCAUGUCUUCCAUCUAGCCAGUCAAAUGCAUCAGAGGUAUCGGGUAGGUUGGUUGGGAGGCGUAUGGGCUCAUCCGGGAAGUAACCUUGAAUAGAGUCAAAGUUUUUAGCAUCUUCGCGGCCGCCAAGCCAGCUCAGUGUUUUUAAUAAGGUUUUGGGUCCUGAAUCCCCUCGCGCCUUGUCACGCCAGUUGCCGUGUGCUCGCUUCACGCCGGUGUUGUUAGCGAUCCCUAUACACGUUCAUCUUGCCGCCACUGUUGCCUCCUCGUUAUAGAAGCUCUUCUAGUGACGGCUUGCAAGACUCGAAAUGUUUACCCUUAGAACGGUUAUAUAAUGCUGCACAAAUGAUGAGUUGUCACAGGCACUUUAUUACAAGACUGGAAAUGGCUGAAAAUCAUUUCAAGUUAUAAAAACAUGCAUAAUUGGCACUAAAAUACUUACCGAAGGCUUGCGAGACUAUAUACCAUGUAAAUAAGAAAAAAUAUAUCAUUCUGCAUAAAAGUAUAUGGCUUGCAAGACUGAAAGUAGGUACAUAGUUAAAAUAAGAAAGUACGCCAAACAUGUUUCUCCAUAAAUUUUUCAGCCUCGGCCCUUCCAUUGCUGUUAUCGUUGAUGUGCUUGUUUUAGACAGUCCGUUAACGAUAUGUUCAGCCGCGUGACGCAUGUAUGGAUGCUCCGGAUCGAGACUCAUAAAUAGCGAUCGAAGCAGUGCAGUCGUGUGCUCCAUGAACCGCCCCUCCUAAGGUAGGCUACACGUGUGUCUUGGUCGGUGUCUCAUCAUGUCGCCUCCCCUGCCUUCCGGGGAGCUGGCAUGAACUCUUCCGUCAGCUCAAGUAUAGCAUGCACACAGAGGAGCCUACCUCGGCCGUUGUCUCUUCACAUACUCAACGAUGUCGUUCUGUCGAUGCUCAAACUCAACAGGCGUCUGUCUCUCAGUCUGAGGCUUUCUGUGAGACGCGAGGAGGCAUUGUUUUAGCUCGUAUAACAAGCAACACUUUGAAGAAUAUAAGACGCACAGAAGCGUAAACAUCGUAUCCUUCUAUCAGCUUCAGCUCUGUGCAGUUACUCAGAUAAGUACCAUAUUUGAAGUGCUCGCACUAAUUAUUAUUUUCCUCGUCGCUUAUUAUUCACACACACACACACACACACACACGGCGAAUAAUUACACGUUUGAGCUGAUGCGUUCGUCAUUUCGGUAAUCAAUACAAACACCAACUCUGGAAGUGAGGAAAAGACUGUAGUAGCCUACUUCUCAAAUUAUCAUUUUCAAGAGGUGGCAUAUUGGUCGUUACAUGUUUGAUGGUCGGUGUCUCCGGAUAUCCCAGGAUGAUAGUGAACAGUGCGGGGCCGUAGCCACUGGUGAUAGUUUAGUUUGUGAAGGUGCGGAAGGUGGCGAGGGCACGGCGGCGACCAGACAGGUGCGAGAGGCUUCAGACCUCCUUGUACAGCGUCGGGGCGUCCGGCCCCCAAGAUAAUACUGUUCAUUGACUUUAGUUGAUACAGCAGCAGUGACUGGUGCCACAGAGUAAUAAUAUGUACAGCCAGUGUAUAACUUUAGGGAAUAAACUAUAUGGACCAGCA
Molecule: messenger RNA, 5758 nt
Organism: Eriocheir sinensis (Chinese mitten crab)
Lineage: Eukaryota; Metazoa; Arthropoda; Malacostraca; Decapoda; Varunidae
Product: DNA-binding protein K10-like
Exons: 2
Coding region: 252-2177 (641 amino acids)
Source: RefSeq, a predicted model, not a curated record